UUGUUUGGGUUAGCAACUGUCCAAGGGAUCGCCAGGCGCAGUCAGCCGAAGAAGUGCAGUCCGUGUGCUUUACCUGCUGGGGUGGCGGCGGCGUGCUGGUUUCAACGGUCUCGGUUAUGGUCUCACUUGACGUCCCAGGAACCUCUGCCAUCCCCGCGGCUGCUUCGCUAACGCUAACGCUAACGUUAGCUAACUUUUACGACGAGAACUGUUUGGCGUCCGACAGUCGCCAGUCGCCUCUUUAUCGCCUGUCUCGAAAACGUCAAUAACAAUCGACGGUGAUAUAAACCGAAUAUUGUAUAUAUAUAUAUAAAAAACAGAAGGGCGGAUGAAUUAGCACUCUGAUGGGAUGUGGACCACCAAUAUAGUAAAGAAUAAGGAGAUAACAAAAUGUUGACAGAUUCGAAACGGAAGUGUGAAAUGUUGUUGAACUAUUUAAUGUAAAAUCACAACGUUCUGAAACAUAUAAUAAAAAAGCGCACAAUAAGCAGUCAUAGUAUUAUAUUGUAGACGAAACACCAGCGAUUGACGCGUUCCUGUUGCAGUUUGCGUGAGUAUACGACGAUUGAAUUGUUUUAUUUUGAAAAAUAGCCGGAUGCUGUGUUUCUGUUUGUAUGUUGGGAGGAAGAUAUUAGUUGACGGACAGGUAGGACUUCCUGUUGUCCGUUCAGUAAAAAUGUGUGGGACACAAUUUGCUGGCAUUUGAAGAGAUUAUUAGGACAUUUCAGCAAAUAUUAAAAAAUGUCCCAAUUCAUUGCAUUGCUGUGGUGAUUUGAUUUAUUUAAAAACUACAUUAAAUCGUUUGAAACGUUUUAAAAUUGAAAGGUCACCGAAGGCACCGCUGUGGAAGCACAACAGCAGCAGGAGCGGCAUGCCUUUAAGGAUGUGGAGGGCAUGUUCUGUUCAAAGGCUGGCGCGGACAGAAGGAAUUCGACUCUGUUCAAGUAUCUCGCCUUCAACCUUACCAAGCAUUAAGUCAAAACCGCAUCUGCGUCUUCAAGCUGAAAAGCAAAAGCGGAAAAAACAGAGGGAAAAUGCCAUACUGUCAACUCAACACAAUAAUGCUGAUGAAGAACUUGCCAUAAAAUGGAGGGAGAAGGAGAGAAUUCCCUACACUGUUCCCACCCCCCCCGGGUCAAAGAAAGACACAACAGGACCUUUCCCGUCCUCGUACAGUCCAGACUAUGUGGAGUCCAGCUGGUAUCAGUGGUGGGAGAAAGAAGGAUUUUUCAGCCCCGAGCAUCAUGCAAAAGUGCCUCAUGCUGUGGACCGGAACUUUGUUCUGUGUAUCCCUCCACCAAACGUCACCGGGACUCUUCAUCUGGGCCAUGCUAUGACUGUAGCUAUAGAAGAUGCUGUGGUUCGAUGGAGGAGGAUGCAGGGUUAUAGAGUAUUAUGGGUCCCUGGAUGCGACCAUGCAGGCAUAGCAACUCAGACUGUGGUGGAGAGGAUGUUGCUCCAGGAAACGGCGAAGCACAGACAAGAUUUCACCAGAGAAGAAUUUUUACAGGAGGUUUGGAAAUGGAAACACGAGAAGGGAGAGGAGAUCUACCACCAGUUGAGAAAACUCGGUGCUUCCCUGGACUGGAGCAGAGCCUGUUUCACGAUGGAUGAAGGUUUCAGUCAGGCAGUAACCGAGGCCUUCGUCCGUCUGUGUGACGCCGGUCUGAUCUAUCGCUCAGAGGGACUCGUCAAUUGGAGCUGUGCUCUGGAGUCGGCAAUCUCCGAUAUAGAGGUCGAUUCCAAGGAACUAUGUGGAGAAACCAUGCUGUGUGUGCCUGGCUAUCAACACAAAGUGGAGUUUGGAACCAUGGUCACAUUCGCCUACCCCUUAGAAGGCUGCGAUGGAGAGGUGGAAGUGUCCACAACCCGUCCAGAGACCAUGCUGGGCGAUGUGGCCGUUGCUGUUCAUCCCAGUGAUCCUCGAUACCAGGCUUUCCAUGGAAAGCUUUGCCGCCACCCCUUCACUGACAGACUGCUGCCCAUUGUUACUGAUGCCAUGGUGGACAUGGAGAUGGGAACAGGCGCAGUGAAGGUCACACCCGCCCAUGACCACUCGGACUUCCUGUUGUCCCAGAGACAUGCGCUACCACGCGUCACCGUGAUUGGAGGAGAUGGGAAGAUGACUCCACUGUGUGGUCAAUGGAUGGAGGGAGUAAAGCGUUUUGACGCUAGAAGGAUGGUAGUCGACGCUUUGGUUGAGAAAAAGCUGUUCAGAGGGAAGAAAGGUCACGCCAUGGCCUUACCCGUUUGCAGCCGCUCAGGGGACGUCAUUGAGCCUCUUCUGAAGGAGCAAUGGUUUGUCCGCUGUAAGGAGAUGGCCAGAAAAGCUACACAGGUAACUACACAGGUCACUACACAGGCGGUGGAGGAUGGCCGACUGGAAAUCAUUCCCCACUUUUACACCAAAACGUGGACAAACUGGCUGUCCAACAUCAGUGACUGGUGCAUUUCCAGACAGCUUUGGUGGGGGCAUCGGAUCCCUGCUUACAGAGCGAAGGUCCCGGGGGCGGCUGACCAACAACAGGAAGAGUGGGUGUGGGGACGGAGCGAGGAGGAGGCCCGUGAGAGAGCGGCCAUCAAACACGGAGUGAAGCCAGAAGACAUCGUCCUGACUCAGGACCCGGAUGUUCUGGAUACGUGGUUCUCCUCUGGGCUGUUUCCUUUCGCUAUGCUGGGCUGGCCUCGGCAGACCACUGACCUCCAACACUUCUACCCGCUCUCCCUCCUGGAGACCGGCAGCGACCUCAUCUUCUUCUGGGUGGCCAGGAUGGUAAUGCUGGGCACGGAGCUGACAGGCCGGUUGCCUUUCCAGCAGGUUCUACUUCACCCUUUGGUCCGAGAUAAACAUGGCAGGAAGAUGACCAAAUCUUUGGGAAACGUCAUCGACCCCCUGGAUGUUAUACAUGGAGUCUCCCUGGAGAGGCUCCAACAGAAAGUUACGGAGGGGAACCUUGAUCCCAGGGAGAAGGUGGUCGCCAUGGAAGCUCAGAGGAAAGACUUCCCCCGGGGGAUCCCUCAGUGUGGAACUGACGCUUUGAGAUUUGCCCUCUGCUCUCACAAGGUCCAGGGAGAAGACAUCAGUCUCUCCAUCUCUGAGAUCCUGAAGUGCAGACACUUCUGUAACAAGAUGUGGCAGACCCUGAGGUUCACCCUGCGAGCCCUGGAUGCCGGCACUGCCCCAGUGGGGACGCUGAAGGAGACGGUUCCUCUGACCAGCAUGGAUCGGUGGAUCUGCUCCCGCCUGUACAGCACGGCGGCCCAAUGCCAGGAGGCCUUUGAAGAAUACGACCUGCACGCCGCCACUGCUGCCCUGUACUCCUUCUGGGUCCACAACCUGUGUGACGUCUACAUGGAGAGUGUGAAGCCGUUGCUGCAGGAGCGGCGUGAGGAAGCGGCGGGCGCCCGGGACGGGCGUGGGGCGAGACCGGCGCCCGCCGUCAUCCUGUACCACUGCGUGUCCACGACCUUGGCCCUCCUCUCCCCGUUCAUGCCGUUCAUCACCGAGGAGCUGUGGCAGAGGCUCCAGACCUUCAGAGCCGAGGAGGCGGACCAGGCCAGCUUGGGUCUGCAGCCUUACCCAAACUCCGCUCACCUGGAACACUGGUAUUUUCCCCAAGUGGAAAGGGAUUUCCUUCUGGUCAAGGAAGUGAUCGGAGUGGCUCGCUCCCUCAGGGCCCAGGGUGGGAUGACCAAGGAAAAGCCUGAAAUGUGGAUUGUGUGUUCAGCGGGUCAGGCCCAGGUUCUCCUUGACUUUGGAUCUGUUGUUUGGACUCUGAGCCGGGUCUCCCGUAUCAAUGUCUACUGUCCUGAAGAAGGGCAAAGCCUCCCCCCCCUGGACGCCCCUCCCCCACCAGAGGGCUGCCUGGUUGGGGUGGUGGACCACACGUGUCGGCUGCACCUUCUCGUUCAGGGUGGCGUGAACGUUGACAAUCAAGUGGUCCAGCUCUCCCAGCGGAGACGGAAGCUUGUCCCCAAGCUGGAGGAGAUCCUGGCUAAAGUUCAAGCUCCGGACUACCCGAUCAAGGUCCCGGCGCAAGUCAGGCAGCAGAUGGACAGUAAGGUGUCGGCCUUGAAGCAGGAAUUGAGGACAAUCGAGGAUCAGCUGAAGGUGCUGCAGACUUGCAAAUGAAUGAUAUUCCACCAGCAGGAAAUCAUAAUCAUAAUCUCAUCAUAAUCAUAACAAGAAUCAAUCAUGGUAGAAAUGGUUUUAGUUUUUUAACUCCUGGUUUAGAGCAAGCGUUUAUCCAGUGGGGGGGGGCACAUCAUGGAAAAUGAAAGAAUGCCACUUUGCUCACACAUGCUAAAAACCUUUUUUUUAUUUUUAAUUUCUCUUGAAUGUUUGAAAUGUAUGUUAUGUUGUGCAAUGUACAAUGUAUGUAGAAUGUAUGUAGAAUGUAUGUUACGUGUUGCGACCCACUAAAAAAAAAACGAGCACCUGCUUUAGAACAGUCCUCGUCGUAGAGCGUGCAUUAGCGUGUCAGGCUAACGUGGUCGACAUGUGACAUGCGAAUGGACGGACGCAAGCUUGGAUGUAUUCCUUCCCGCGUAUUCCACCCACGCUCCGCCUCCAGGCACGCCCACUCUCCCGUCUUUGGUCACGUUGCAAAGUGCAGAGAAAGAAUUCUUGACUGUGCUGCUAACUUUGUUCAUAAACGAUAUAGUUGAUGAUAAACGAUGUAUGCAGACUUCCUUAUAUGGGCGUGGCUGUAAGCCAGAUAAACUCCACAACAAGAAAGUUAGCAUAAUAGUAAAGUCCCCUUUAAGGUCAUCACAUACAAAGAGGCCGAUUCAAUAUGUGCACAAAUAUCAAAAUAGUUGAUUUUAUUUCCAAUGUUUGAACGUUACAAACGCAUCGGGCAGUGUUUUUCAUAUCACCGUACAGAUAUGACAGAUCGUGGAUUACACCCCCCCCCC
Molecule: messenger RNA, 4917 nt
Organism: Doryrhamphus excisus (bluestripe pipefish)
Lineage: Eukaryota; Metazoa; Chordata; Actinopteri; Syngnathiformes; Syngnathidae
Source: RefSeq, a predicted model, not a curated record